CCAGGCGGCCGCGACCCCUCCCGGCUGACCUCACCCGCGCCGCCGCCUCACGCAGAUAUAAGCUGCGGCCCCGCGGAGAAGCGGGCAGCCGGCGCUUGGGGUCCUGAGAGCUCUCCUCGACUCCUGACCCACCGACUCCAGACCCCGAAACUCCGGAUCGGAGCCAGGAUCCCGGACCAGUCCCGCGGAAUUCCCGCCGAGCAGACACCACGAUGCCCGGCCCUUGGUUUCUGCUUGCCGUGGCUUUGACCCUAACCCUGACCAGUGUCCCUGGCAGCCAUGCCCAGCUGGAGGUGGCCCAGCAGGAGAGGGCUAUGGCCGCAGAGCACCCAGGCCUGGACGACCUCUUGCGCCAGGCAGAGCACCUCCUCCUCAGGGAAGACCUCCAGCGGCUGAGAGAGGACCAGGGCGAUAGUGAAUCAGAGUCCCAGACUUUUCAACCCAAUUGGCUCUCCAAGCGUCAGCAUCCAGGCAAAAGGGAGGAAGAGGCAGAAGGGAGGGUCGAAGAGGAAGAGGAAGAAGGAGGGGCUGUGGAACCCCACAAACGGCAGCACCCCGGCCGGCGGGAGGAUGCAGCCCCAUGGCCAGUGGAAGUAGCCCAGCAGAAGCGGCAGCACCCUGGCCGGCGCUCCCCCUGGCUCAGAUACACUUUCACCAAGAGGCAGCACCCAGGCAGACGGCUGGUGGACCCCAAGGCCCAGAGGAGCUUGGAAGAGGAGGAGGAAGAGGUGGAGGAGGAUGGAGAGCUGAUGCCUGAGAAACGCCAACAUCCCGGAAAGAGGGCCCUGAGGAGCCCCUGCGGGCCCUGGGGAUCCUGUGGUCAAGCCAGCCUUCUGCUGGGCCUCCUGGAUGACCUGAGCAGGGGCCGGGGGGCUGAAGAGAAGCGGCAGCACCCUGGGCGGCGUGCAGCCUGGGCCAGGGAGCCCCUGCAGGAGUGAGGCCUGUUUGCUGUGAAGUCACUUUGGGAUCUAAGAAUGUCAUGAACCCUGAAUGCCCUACCCCUUUGUGACACCCCUCCCCUUUUCCUCCUCCUUAGAUGCCUGGCCAUAUUCCUGCACUCCAUGUAUACACAUGCAUCAAACCCCUGGCCUCACCUGCCUAUUUCCAGGACAUGGGAAAGCCAGCCUAUGAGUUAAAACCCUGUACAGCUGCACUUUGCACUGCUGGCAAGGGAGCGGAUCCCAGAGUCCCUCUCCUCCCACCCUUGCAGGCCUCCUUAGCCUUGUUUGUGCAUCCUUCUAAGGGAUCCCAAGAGUGUGUGUGUUGGGGGGGUGCCUCUGGUGUGAGCAGCCAUGGGGGUAGGGUGGGAUUGAAACUAUGAUGUCCAAAUCCAGCUUCCAUCCCAUGCCCAUGGGAUGUAAACUUCACCCCCCCAAACCCAGGAUUGCUUGCUUCUCUUGGGCAUCCUUCUGUGGGUGGGAAGAGCCCUGCCCCAUGUGGGGCUGCAUUCUGCUCAGGGGAGCACAGUUGUGGUACUGCGCUGUGUGGAGGCUGUGGGAAUAAACACGAGCAGAACAUGUAAACGUCACCCGGAAGUCAUGGCUUAUAUCUAACCCUCUCAGCACCUUCCCCUUGUUAAUAACAGUCAUCCUUGUGAUAAUAAAACCUGCAUCCAGAUCA
Phacochoerus africanus (Common warthog) is the source of this 1620-nucleotide messenger RNA. RefSeq names its product thyrotropin releasing hormone (gene TRH). The transcript is spliced from 3 exons. The record is from RefSeq and is a predicted model, not a curated record. Gene Ontology annotation, cellular component: extracellular region. Gene Ontology annotation, molecular function: thyrotropin-releasing hormone activity. Lineage: Eukaryota; Metazoa; Chordata; Mammalia; Artiodactyla; Suidae. The coding region runs from base 213 to 938 and encodes 241 amino acids. Gene Ontology annotation, biological process: hormone-mediated signaling pathway.